Messenger RNA from Annulohypoxylon maeteangense, 1317 nucleotides. Its product is annotated as glycosyltransferase family 2 protein. The record is from RefSeq and is a predicted model, not a curated record. NCBI's taxonomy places the organism in Eukaryota, Fungi, Ascomycota, Sordariomycetes, Xylariales, Hypoxylaceae. The coding region runs from base 1 to 1317 and encodes 438 amino acids. The transcript has a single exon.
AUGUCUUGUUUUACACUUGAUAACAUCCAUAUUGCUUGCCUCUUCGGUCAUUACUUAUGGGACGCAGCCGAAGCCUCCGAGAGCCGCCAUUAUGCGGCAAGAUACAGGCCCUUCCCCAUCCCACCGCCUCAUGAAGCCCUCUUCGGCUCAUCUAACGUGUCGAUAAUCUGUCCCACAAUCGAUUGGGACGACGACUUGCCUGCGAACCUCAUGACCUGGCUCAAAUGCCGUCCACGCGAAGUGAUUUUCGUCACCCUCGAGAGUGAAGCAGAUAAGCUAUCCAAGGUACUAGAAUCGGCUCCAGGUCUUCGAAAGGCCGUAGAAGCCAGUGGAGCAAUUAUCAAUGUCGCCACGGUACAACAAGCCAAUAAACGAACCCAACUCUGCCAUGGGAUUAAUCAAGCAAGUGGUCAGAUACUUUGCCUAGUUGACGACGAUGCGAAAUGGACUACAGACCAAGUUCUAACGCAGUUGCUAGCUCCCUUCCAAGACCUUGACGUUGGUCUCGUCGGCGGACCUAUCGGAUCGUACGUCCCCGAGGAAAGACAAAACUCCAACAUAAUCACGCCUUGGGAGGUUGCCGCUCUCCGUACACGAUCUCGUCGAGGCCCGGGCAUGGCAGAGUUCUACGCCGCAGACGGAUCCACAAACUUCACAGUCUCAGGCCUGACUAUGCUUUUACGGGGGGAGAUAGUCAGAGAUCCGUAUUUUCAAUACCUGUUCACUCACGACAUGUGGAAUGGAAUAAGGCAGAAUACGGGUGAUGACGCCUUCAUCACACGUUACAUACUUUUCCAACACCAGUUGAGUCACCGCCAUCACUCUAAUGUCCCGCACAAACAGUGGAAAUUGGGAAUGCAGCUAACUCCAGAAGCCGAGGUUCUAACUUCCCUGAUGACAGAUGGAAGAUACGCUUCCCAGAGUAAGCGCUGGUUCAGAACAGGUCUCCGCAUUCGACUCACCUGCCUCCUCUACGAACCGGGUAUCUUAGGUAUGAGAUCGACGGCACCUUAUAUGGCGUAUAAGAUGACAAGAGGAAUGUGUAAGCCAUUCUCCACCGCCUUCCGCUUGUAUCUUUGGAUGUAUUUGUGGUUUACCCACCCUAUAAUUGCCGCGAUCUUCCUCGUGUUCUACGUUCUUAGAAAUUGGUGUACUAGCCUUCGAGCUUUUCAUAGGCAGUAUCCCUACUGUGGUAAGAAGAUAUGGGCGGCCAUGAUUGCCGACAACUUAUAUCUUAUUACCGAUAUAUACUCGUACCUUACUCUUUCUACCGAAAGUUGGUCGAAUCGAUCGAGCGUACCAGGCGUUGUUGAAUAA